CAGGGACUGAGUACUGUGAAAUAUUAACCCCUUGUUUGCAGUCGGAUUGUUACAAAGGCAGUCGGACAAUUUGAAAAAAAAUAUUUCGCGCAAGCUUACUUACUGCUCGUUGAUGCAAACCAUUUCUUUCUUUUAUUUCUCGUCCCCUUUCUCGAAUGUAACUUUUCCACUCAGUUUCUGUAGCAUCUCUCCCUGAUUCUCAUUUAACGGGUUAACUAAAGCGAUAAUGAUCAAGCACGUCACGCCACCUGGCGGAAGCCGGUAACACCUACUGCUGCACCGGACUAUUUUAUUAGCGCAUUAAUCUUCAUUGUCCUGUGUCUUUAUGAAGCUUCCUUUCCGUGUGCCACCAUCUCCGCCAUCGUUACAGUCCACGUGUCUCGGGAAUGUUGUAAAUUUUGUUUCGAUUUUGUGUCACGUGUUCGAUUCCACUUGUGAGAAAGUCUCAAAUGUCCUGUGAACACUAGGAUUUCAAUAAAUUUCAUUUACUAAAACGCAGUUUAUUUUGUUUAAAGGACAAAAAUUAAGACAAGUUUUAUGUUCCAAAAAACCCGAAGCAGAUGUAUAUUUUAGACAAUUUUAGUCCCACAAGAACAAAGGUAAAUAAGAUGUUUGACGAGGCCGCUGGACCAGUCAGUAUGUCACUCCUGCAAAGUUAAGAAGGUAACACCUUGAGGACCACUCUGAUGUGGAUAAAAGAUGUCUGUAAACAUUGUCAGCUGCACAGAACUGCUCGACUUCUGCUUGCUAAGAAAUAAAGUUGUACACCUCAGGUCAGCUGACGGGAGUAUAAACGUUGGCAAACCGUUGUCCUCACGAUGGCCUUUUUAAGAGCAAGCAGACAACAUCGUCGUCUCCUCCUGGCCAUGGUGUGCGUGGGGGCAACCAUCAUCUUCAUCAGUGUUUGUGGACCUUCGCACAUCAGUCGACAGAGGCAGCCAUUUGAUGGUGGACUUCUCACCUCCAGCAGUCUGUUCACGGAGAAUUCUCUGACAGACGCGAGACAACCACCCAACUCUAGAGGCCUCCAGUCGGAACGAGAGGGCAAGACUUUUCCAUGGAAACAAUACAAAGCAGAGGAAGUAGACUGUGUCAAACUGUUUGCUGGAGAUCGUGAAGAGCUCAAUCGUUCCAGGCUGCUUGAGGAACAGCUACCUCCCCCUCCGACGGAGGAGGACAUUGUCAAGUUGACAAACAACUGCGAGGCCUUUCAGCAGGAGUACGGGUUCAUCAUGAGCUCUCUGACGGAGGAGGAAAGAAACUUCCCCAUUGCCUACAGCAUGCUUGUUUUUAAGGAUGCUCCGCAGGUAUUGCAGCUGCUGCAGGCCGUCUACCGGCCUCAGAACGUCUACUGCAUCCACGUGGACAAGAAGGCGGCUCCGUUGUUCCGUGACGUCAUGUCCGCCGUAGCGGACUGCUUCGACAACGUGUUUCUGGCUUCACAACGGAUUGAUGUAAAAUGGGGAACCUUCACUGUGCUGGAGCCAGAGCUGGUGUGCAUGCAGAAUCUGUUGCCCUUCAAGAAAUGGAAAUAUUUCAUCAACCUGACGGGGCAGGAGUUUCCGCUGAGAACCAACUUUGAGCUUGUUCGUAUUUUAACGGCGUACAACGGCGCCAACGACGUAGAAGGAACUGUGAAAAGGGCCAACAAGGACAGGUACACGUCAGCAGGUCCCCCUCCUCACGGCACUGUGCCAGUAAAGGGUUCAGUUCACAUCGCCGUCAAUCGCGACUUCGUCAACUUUAUUCUUCACAAUCCAGUCGGCCAAGACAUCCUUAACUGGACUCGAGGAGUCCCACAUGCCAGUGAAGAGUUCUUCUCUUUACUCAACCACAACCCGCAUCUUGGCAUCAGAGGCUCUUAUAAAGGAACACCUGAAACGGAUCCAGUUACGAAGCCAUUUUUAACUCGGUACAAGAACUGGGGAACUUACCCCUUCAAGUAUCCGUGCGCCGACGGGAAGUGGAUGCGACAGAUCUGUAUUCUGUCCACGGGGGACCUGCCUUUACUGGACAAGCGCCCAGAGAUGUUUGCCAACAAGUUCUACCAGGACUACAGUCGUGUGGCACUGGAGUGUCUACAUGAACGACUGUACAACCACACGAGGGACGAGUUCUUAGGCAUGAUGGAGUUUGAUACAAGUUAUUAUCGAAACUUAUCUUUCGUCAAAAAUAUGGUGACUGUGGAGGAGUCCAAGAAGACAUUUUGAAGCUGACGAGUGCAACAUGGGUUCUUUUUCUUGUCAGAUCGCAUUAGUUCAAAGAGAGCAAGCAAACAACAUAGGUUACAACAUUCGUUUGGCCUAUAACCAACAUGAUGAUGUAGGAGUAAAUCACGGAGCUUGAGGUUAACUACAAGUUAACUAGAGGUUAAUUCCUUGUUCAGCUCUAACUUGUCUUCGUCUUUAGUCGCGGGUCAAGAGGACUGAGAUGAACGCAUUGUGUCCAGUGUCCUCAUAUAAACAAUAUAAAAUAAUAUAAAGAAAAAGCCAAAAUCAACGUGCAUUUAGUAAAUAUUCUAAGACUGCACACAUAUCGUUCCUGUCAACGAUUUAGAUGAGAAAAAAUAUCUAAAUCACAUAAACAAAACAAUAGUUAAAUGUCAGAAUACAAUCAACCAGUGAUCUAAGCAGUUAAUAUCUGGUGGUUAGAGACCCUCGUUUGCUUUACUGGGAGAAAUAUUGUAAUGUUCGACUGACAAACUGUUAUCCGGUGAAAAGUGAUACACAGGGAGUAUACAUGAAGUCUGCUUCUUAACUAUUUGACUUACUUGUCGUUUUAUCAUAUUUAUUUUAAGAAAAUGCAAGCAUAAUAAGGGGUAGACAGACCGCGAUCUCUAUUCACCAUAGUUUUAUUGUGGUUUUAAAAAAUGUCGACUACUUUCGACUACCUUUAGUUGACUCUCUUUCCCUGACAACACGAGGAAUCGGAGGUAGGUGGGGACGAGGUAAGGUAUCACUGAUAGAGUGUAAGGGAAGUGUGUAGAAGCAUAAAGUCCGACCUGCCGCAUCCUAAGAUGCACACAGAUUAUGCACGAAGUCAUUGUAAUAUUGUAGGUGAGAAAAAUACAAGUGUAAAAAUGUUUAUUCAAAUCAGCCAAGGAUCGAGAACUAGCUGUAGGAUGCGACUACAAUCUCCCACUUGUCUGGCCCAUUCGGUAAAAACAACAACAAAAGAUGUAUCGGCCAUCUUCCUCUCGUCAUAAAGUCCACAAAGCCACCUUACCUACCUCUUACAUACCUGUAUGAUUGACUUACUGUUGAACGACUUGCCAAAGUGCUCUUGUCAAAGUUGUUCCAACUAGUUGCCUCUCACGAUGGCCAUAAAAUGGCUGUGUAGCUGUGGAGGUUGGGGAAUAAAGCACGGUUAAUUUGUUUUAUAGUUUUAGUCAGGUGUUUCAGUUCACAUAUCCAUUACACAAUACUUGAAAACAGGCAUACCAGCACUACCACCGCCACAACCAUCACCAUCACCAACAUUUUGAUAUUCCUCAUUCUCAUCAGAUAAUUUAGCUUUUACAAUGAUCUUUACUCUUGUUGUAGAUGUGGUAAUGUGGUUACUGAAGGUUGGUGAUAAGAUGAUAAUAAUGUAAUUUUGCUUAUAACUGUCAACUAUGGCGGCAGCCUCCUGUCCAGUUCACACUGUUUAUUGUAGUAAACUGUAUAAAUAAACUAUAGACGACU
Messenger RNA from Pomacea canaliculata, 3683 nucleotides. RefSeq names its product beta-1,3-galactosyl-O-glycosyl-glycoprotein beta-1,6-N-acetylglucosaminyltransferase-like. The transcript has 6 exons. The coding region runs from base 819 to 2210 and encodes 463 amino acids. Gene Ontology annotation, molecular function: acetylglucosaminyltransferase activity. Gene Ontology annotation, cellular component: membrane. Lineage: Eukaryota; Metazoa; Mollusca; Gastropoda; Architaenioglossa; Ampullariidae. The record is from RefSeq and is a predicted model, not a curated record.